Messenger RNA from Annulohypoxylon maeteangense, 1155 nucleotides. RefSeq lists its product as uncharacterized. Bases 1 to 1155 code for a protein of 384 amino acids. NCBI's taxonomy places the organism in Eukaryota, Fungi, Ascomycota, Sordariomycetes, Xylariales, Hypoxylaceae. The transcript is spliced from 2 exons. The record is from RefSeq and is a predicted model, not a curated record.
AUGACUUCUCGAGAUCUUGCUCAUAGAGGCUCCCCUAAACCUCAUCCAGAAUCACCAAUCUUCUCUCUAAAACGAUCCUCCGAAGCUGCGCCAUCUACCUCCGGAUGCGCGGGCGUCUUGACUUCAUCUAGUAAGAGGCGAAAACUUAGAUCUCCGCCCAAACAGCGUCGUCGGAGUAAGAAACAGCAUCAUCCUACUACUGUUCAAGACUCUACCUCUAAUUCUGACGAUAAUACCUCUAAUCCCGAGGACUACACCUUCCACCCAGAGCACUUUCCUCGCUUAGAACAAUGGGUCAAAACUGCUUCUACUACCGAAAACGCAUUCGAAGAAGCAGACUCCGAAUCCGUAUCUGGUUCAGCAAAAGACUUUCUCACGAUGCCUUCUAUUAAAGGACUAGGGUCUAUCCGGACUCAAACCUCGAAAACCCACGAAUCCAUCUCCGGCGAUAGUUUAUACCGAUGGAAUAUCCUCAAACCACAGGGUAUUCAUCUAAUGAACUGUCCUAACUGGUGGAGUGAGACGAACGAUAAAUCCCUUAUCCCGCCCUGGGUCCAAACUAUCGUCGAACGUAUCGUCGAUCAAAACAGCCCCGUGCAUGAUCCAACAAACUCGACCACCAACCCUUCUGAAGCCCUAUUGCUGCUUAACUGUUCCAAACUAUAUAAUAGUUUACACAAAGAACAGAUACUUCAAAACGAGGAAAUGGUGAAAACACAGCUUGGGAGGUACCUCGAUCCUUUGUCGGCCGAUCAAGUUGGUUUGGAAACGUGGGAGGCUAGAUGCCAACCGUUCACAAUAACAACAUCGUUAGGGGCCGUAAGGCCUGUGCCUGAUAUUAUCUUCGGAUACCCCAGCUACUCAUUCACAAAUGAUAUAGAUAUGAGGACGGAUGAGUUGAUAGCAACCUAUUGUAACGAGGCUAUGAUUAUGUUCCCUUACCUCAUUGUGGAGUUUAAGCAAAUGGGCGGUAACUUAUGGCAUGCCGCAAACCAAUGUAUGGGCGGUUCAGCGAUAUCUUUAUAUCAAACCGAAAAAAUGGUCGGUUAUGGAGAAGUUAUCUUUAGUGUGGCCAUGACCGAUGAGGUCGCAGAUAUCUACAUCAUGUGGUCAAGCCCAGACCCAAUCGACGAAAGCAAUUUUGGAAGAUUUUAG